Molecule: messenger RNA, 3655 nt
Organism: Myotis lucifugus (little brown bat)
Lineage: Eukaryota; Metazoa; Chordata; Mammalia; Chiroptera; Vespertilionidae
Gene: CNTN5
Product: contactin 5
Exons: 22
Coding region: 73-3153 (1026 amino acids)
Biological process (GO): cell-cell adhesion; brain development
Molecular function (GO): cell-cell adhesion mediator activity
Source: RefSeq, a predicted model, not a curated record
CAGGGCAUUCUUUAAUGAAGAAACGUUAGAGCUGCUUACCACACUGCAACACGGGAGAUUUUAGUGAAGAACAUGGCUUCCUCUUGGAAACUAAUCCUGUUUCUGUCAGUUGCUGGGUGUCUUUCAGAAAGUGUGGACUAUGGGCCAGUGUUUGUGCAAGAACCAGAUGAUAUAAUUUUCCCAACUGAUUCUGAUGAAAAGAAAGUAGCACUGAAUUGUGAAGUUCGUGGCAAUCCAGUCCCCAAUUACAGAUGGCUUCGAAAUGGAACAGAAAUUGAUUUGGAAAGUGAUUAUCGCUACAGUUUGAUCGACGGGACCUUCAUUAUAAGCAAUCCGAGUGAAGCAAGAGAUUCUGGCCAUUACCAGUGUUUAGCAGCCAACACAUUUGGAAGUAUUCUUAGUAGAGAGGCCAUACUUCAGUUUGCCUAUCUGGGGAAUUUUAGUGGCCGGACGAGAAGUGCAGUCUCUGUGAGGGAAGGCCAGGGGGUUGUUCUGCUGUGCUCGCCUCCGCCUCAUUCACCAGAGAUCAUCUAUAGCUGGGUAUUUAACGAGUUCCCUUCCUUUGUGGCGGAAGACAGUCGGCGGUUCAUUUCCCAGGAGACAGGCAACCUCUAUAUUUCUAAAGUCCAAGCAUCGGAUGUUGGCAGCUAUAUUUGUCUGGUGAAAAACACAGUGACGAAUGCCCGAGUACUUAGUCCUCCAACACCACUCACUCUACGUAAUGAUGGUGUGAUGGGAGAAUACGAGCCGAAAAUUGAGGUCCAUUUUCCUUUAACUGUUACGGCUGCUAAGGGAACAACUGUUAAGCUGGAGUGCUUUGCCCUUGGCAACCCAGUUCCCACAAUUACAUGGAUGAAGGUUAAUGGCUAUAUCCCUAGCAAGGCACGGCUGCGGAAAUCUCAGGCAGUGCUGGAAAUACCCAAUGUGCAGCUGGAUGAUGCAGGCGUAUAUGAGUGCAGAGCUGAAAACUCGCGUGGAAAAAAUUCCUUUCGUGGACAAUUACAAGUAUACACUUACCCACACUGGGUAGAAAAGCUCAAUGAUACUCAGUUGGACAGUGGGAGCCCUCUCCGCUGGGAAUGUAAGGCUACUGGGAAACCCAGGCCCACAUACCGCUGGCUGAAGAACGGAGUGCCCCUCUUAACUCAGAGUAAGGUUGAGAUGGUUAAUGGAGUACUGAUGAUCCACAGCGUGAAUCAGUCAGAUGCUGGAAUGUAUCAGUGUUUGGCUGAAAAUAAAUAUGGAGCCAUUUAUGCAAGUGCUGAGCUGAAAAUUCUAGCUUCAGCUCCCACUUUUGCACUGAAUCAGUUGAAGAAAGCAAUAAUUGUUACCAAAGGCCGGGAAGUCGUCAUAGAGUGCAAACCCCAAGGCUCUCCAAAACCAACCAUCUCUUGGAAGAAGGGAGACAAAGCAAUUAGAGAGAAUAAAAGAAUAGCUAUUCUUCCAGACGGGAAUCUGCGGAUCCUAAAUGCUUCUAAAUCAGAUGAGGGAAAGUACGUUUGCCGAGGGGAAAAUGUCUUUGGUUCUGCUGAAAUCAUAGCUUCAGUAUCUGUAAAAGAACCUACAAAAAUAGAACUUACUCCUAAAAGAACAGAGUUAACAGUGGGAGAAAGCAUUGUUCUUAACUGUAAAGCAAUCCAUGAUGCUAGUUUGGAUGUCACUUUCUACUGGACACUGAAAGGACAGCCUAUCGAUUUCGAAAAAGAAGGUGGACAUUUUGAAAGCAUCAGGGCCCAAGCAUCCUCUGCAGAUUUAAUGAUCAGGAACAUCCUUCUGAUGCAUGCUGGGAGAUAUGGCUGCAGGGUACAGACCACAGCAGACAGUGUGUCAGAUGAGGCAGAACUUCUUGUUAGGGGUCCCCCAGGCCCACCAGGGAUAGUGAUCGUUGAAGAGAUUACCGAAAACACAGCCACACUCUCCUGGAGUCCAGCAGCUGACAACCACAGCCCGAUCUCCUCCUACAACCUGCAGGCUCGCAGCCCAUUCUCCCUGGGCUGGCAAACAGUGAAAACAGUCCCAGAAAUCAUAACAGGGGACAUGGAGUCAGCCAUGGCGGUGGACUUGAACCCCUGGGUGGAAUAUGAAUUUAGAGUGGUUGCCACCAAUCCAAUUGGGACUGGAGAUCCAAGCACCCCAUCUCGAAUGAUCCGCACCAAUGAAGCAGUUCCAAAGACAGCACCCACCAACGUAAGUGGAAGAAGCGGAAGAAGGCAUGAGUUAGUCAUUGCCUGGGAGCCAGUAUCUGAAGAGUUUCAGAAUGGGGAAGGCUUUGGCUAUAUUGUGGCUUUCAGACCCAAUGGAACACGUGGGUGGAAGGAGAAAAUGGUGACAUCCUCUGAAGCUUCGAAGUUCAUUUAUCGAGAUGAAAGUGUCCCUCCUCUUACUCCCUUUGAAGUGAAAGUUGGUGUCUACAACAAUAAAGGGGAUGGACCUUUCAGUCAAAUUGUGGUCAUCUGCUCAGCUGAAGGAGAACCCAGUGCCGCUCCCACAGAUGUCAAAGCUACAAGUGUGUCCAUGUCAGAGAUUCUUAUUGCAUGGAAACAUCUGAAAGAGAGUCUAGGAAGACCACAGGGAUUUGAGGUUAGUUAUCGGAAAGACGAGGAACAAGAAGAUGCAGCAGAAACAGUCAAAACGAAGGGGAACGAGUCAUCUGUCACCCUGACAGGACUGGAAGGAAACACAUUAUAUCACUUCACAGUGAGGGCCUAUAAUGGAGCUGGAUAUGGGCCACCGAGCGGUGAAGUGAGCGCAACCACCAAGAAAUCCCCCCCUAGUCAAGCACCUGCCAACCUCAGGUGGGAGCAGCAAGGCUCUGAGCUUUCUCUGGGCUGGGAACCUGUCAGACCAUUAGCCAACGAAUCUGAAGUCAUGGGCUACAAGGUUUUUUAUAGGCAAGAGGGCCACAGCAACAGUCAAGUUAUUGAAACACAGAAACCUCAAGCAGUAGUACCUCUCCCCGAUGCUGGAGUCUAUAUCAUUGAAGUUCGAGCAUCUAGUGAAGGAGGGGAUGGAACGGCUAGUUCCCAAAUCAGGGUACCAUCAUAUUCAGGUGGAAAAAUCACUAGUGCUCAGUCAACCCUCCAUACUGUCUCCACAUCUUCAUCAUCAGUAACGUUGCUCUUGGCAUUGAUGAUUCCUUCAACUUCUUGGUGAAAACCGUAGACUUAAUUUGCUUUACUCUGAUAAUAGUGACGAAGAGUGUGCUAUAAGUGGAGACCCAGGACACUGGAAUGAGCUUUAAAAACUUGGGAUUAUACAUGAUGCACUUAUAGGAGGUUGGGGGAAAUAGUACUUAUCCACCAGGUUUUUCUUUGGUUUUUGUCAAUGGAGAGGACAGUUCUUGGUCCAAUAAAAAUAUGCAGGUUGUAUGUAAUGAUUUUUUAAAGCAAUGGUAAUUUCUGUCUAAUGUAUUCUUUACUUUUUUAACAUGUGGGAAUUUGAUUUUAUAUCUGAUAACCCUAAGUGUGUGCCAUCCAUUUGUUAAGUAAGUGGUUUCUAGCAGAUCUGUUUCAAACACAAAUACAAAACUGAGAAUGAAAACUUUGGUUAAGACGCUGAAUCUACUGUUUUUCCUUUUCCCUUUGGCUUAUAUUUCAAUUGACAACAUGACAGGAGAUAUGAAAACUACUUCAGUUGUGUGGGCCAUUAUAGGAUA